Huiozyma naganishii CBS 8797 is the source of this 1707-nucleotide messenger RNA. RefSeq names its product Dde1p (gene DDE1). The coding region runs from base 1 to 1707 and encodes 568 amino acids. The record is from RefSeq and is a predicted model, not a curated record. The transcript has a single exon. Lineage: Eukaryota; Fungi; Ascomycota; Saccharomycetes; Saccharomycetales; Saccharomycetaceae.
AUGUUGGAUAUUUAUAGUGUGUUGAAGAAAGUGGUAGUCAGUGGUGUGCUGCUCGUGCUGGCCAAUUGGCUUUUCUCGCUCAAUGUGGUGCUCGACGGUGUGCGGGACUUGAAUAAAGUAGCGCUCAGGGAGCAAGCGAAUGCGGGGCCCGUGAGGAAAGCCAACGAAACAGCUCACUACAGGAACUUCCUCGUGCCAUUGGGGUUCCCGCUCACUACGGGCCUUGGGCUGUCCCUCAGUUACAAAAUCAGGAACGGGAAUUUCGGCGACGUGUGGUGUGCCAUCCUAGAGAUGGCGAGGGACUCCCGUGUGUCUAUCUCAUUUGCAGAUGGGGGCAGCUACACAAUGGAGCAAGUCAACGGGAUGGUGAAACAGGUGAUGCAGAAUGGGGACAUUUUCUCUGAAGAGGGCAAAAGUGUAGGGAUCAACGUCUCGCCGAUGACAUUGCAAGGGUUUGUCAUCACGGUCGCGUGUAUAUUGAAAACUCUGGAACAGAAAGCAGAGGACUCUUCCGCGGUCGCUCAUGUACUCGCGUCGAUUCCAAGAAAGAGAGUACAGGGGAUCGACGUCUUGGUCAUCAGCUCUUGGAAGGAGUACCAGUUUUUGCAAGAGAGUAAGUCAUGGUACAGAAAGAUAGUCGUGUGUCACUCAGACCCUGCCGAUGGUGCUGUGGAUGCCAACGUCUGCACUUGGAACCAACUGAUUAAUGGUUUCCAAAACGACCCGGAGUACAAGUACGAACCUCCAUUGGAUAACUCAGACGAUCUGAAACCGUUCGUGAAAUUGACAACGGUCCAGGGGAACACUACCGCGUUCAACCAGCUAAACCUCGUCAGCAGUGUGUCCGCAUUCAUCAAAAGUUUCCCAGCGGAUCACGAAAUCUCAGCGCGGGACACAUUCGCCGCAAUCAACGACUCGAAUGACCUCGCAUUCAACUUACAAAUGUGGCCUAAAUUACUAGCUGUGUUGUUGCACGGUGGGUCUGCCAACUUAAGGGACAACACUUCAAGCGAAUAUGCCAGCGUGCUUACAGAGAACACUUUCCUGUUUGCUAAGUCCGAGACUGUUGCCCGAAUGUUUGAUAAAUCGGUCGACAAGCAGGGGAAGAGCAUGUGGGGGAAACUCAAGCUAGCUUGGGUGGUCAAUCUGCUCAGUGAGGGCAUCUUUUCAAGAUCGGCAGAGAUCGGGAAACCAACCAUACGAUGCAUCUUCAUCGCUAACAUUUUACAAAGAGAGGACAGGAUCUGCGCAUACGAUAACUUGCAAAUACCAAAAUAUUCCCGGGGGCAGUUAAACCGCACGUUCUCAAGCUUGGAACUGAACAACAUAAGAGCGUCGUGGGGGGCAAGAGCAGUAGUAGAAUUGUACUGUCCUGGCCUGGUCCUGGGACCCAUCUCUCAACUCAAUUACUACGAUUAUAGAAUUUUGCUCCAGGUUGUUGAAUCCAAAGUGGCCUGCUUGGGGCCCGUAUCCACCUCGCUGGAGGGAAAAAUGAUAAUGACUGAAGCAGCUCCAGAAUUGGAUAUCGUGAAAAGACAAGGUAUGCUGUGCAUUAGAGGGUUUACGAUCGGCAAACCAGUGGGGAACGAGUCCCUGAGCCAGGCGGCCAACGCAAGCGAAGAGUUGGCUAAUGGUGAAGGGUGGAUGCCCAUGAUUGGUGUAUUCGGUCUGUGGGGACAAGACGGCUGUUUGUACCUGUUCAAAUGA